UCCUCUGGUUCUGUUCUACUGACCCAGUCAUGGGAACUGAUAGUUCAUUCAGUAACUGUUCACACUGGGAUAUAAAAUGAUCUUUUUAGGUUGUUCUGGUUUCUGACUGACAGGAAGAUGAAGACGUUGCUGUUGUUUGGGAUUCUUCUGCACGUUUCCCAGCAUGCUCUGGGUGGAGUGGUUGAGGUGAAUGAAGGGGCGGAGUCUGUGCUGCUACGCUGUCAGGGCUCUUAUGCAGUACCUGAGGUAAACCCCUCAGUUUUAUGGUCAAGAAAUGAUCUCAACCCCAAAGUUAUCCACCUACGAAGAGAACAAGGUGAUGAUCACAAAGACCAAAACCAGGUUUACAGACGACGAACCUCAAUGCACCUUGACGCUCUGCAAACUGGAGACUUUGACCUGACUCUGAGAAAACCUCAGCUGGCUGACAGUGGAAACUACACCUGCAGCAUCUCUGAUGGAAGAGCAGAGCUGAAGCUGGCUCAAGUUCAGCUGGAGGUCAAAGUCAGCCUCAUACAGGUGAAGGUGAAUGAAAAGGCGGAGUCUGUUAUCCUGCCCUGUAAAACCAAAGCUGGCCUAAAGGAGAACACCGUGGUGGAGUGGAUCCGUUCUGAUCCAGAUUUUAGGAUUGUUCAUGUGAGUUCCAACACAAGUGAAUGCAACACCAAUCAGGAUGGCCUUUACCGCGGCCGUACAGAGAUGAACGCUGACCUGCUGAGGACUGGUGACCUCAGCCUGACCCUGAAGAUCCCCACAGAGAGGGACAGCGGAAGCUACAUCUGCACCAUCUACAGAGAUGAGGACAUCUUGAGGCAGACAGUGGUACUGCACCAUGUCACAGAAGAGCCGUCUCCAACAGACGUCUCAGGUCUCUUCAUAUCUGUGGUUCUUGUGCUGGUGGUUGUGGGAGGAUGCAUCUAUUGGUGUUAUUUCUAUCCUAAAUCUGUUCACCAGGUGAAGGUGGAAUCAGGAUCAGAGUGUGUCCUGCUGCGCUGCUGGUUUCCAUUUCCACUGAUUCCAGGGUUUAGAGUGGAGUGGACAGACAGCCGUGGAAAGAAAGUCUCUGUUUAUCCCAAAGGUCUGGAUUCUUCUAAUUACCAAGAAAAGGCUUAUGAAGGAAGAACGGAAAUGAAUAAAGACUUGAUGAAGUUUGGGGUCUUCAGUCUGACAAUAAGAAACCCCCUAGAGAGAGACGGAAACACCUACACCUGCACCGUCUACAGCAGGAAGGGAAAGGAUCUGAAGAAGAAACAGGUGAUGCUUAAUGUCAAAGUCCUGCAGGUGGAGGUGGAUUCUGGAGCAGAAUCUGUUGAGCUUCCCUUUAAAGCCACAGCUGACCUUCCUGAAAAAGCUAAGGUGGAGUGGAGGGACCAAAAUAACUGGACCGUCCAUGUGUUUCAGAAUGGUUCUGAUCAUCUUCAUCAGCAAAACUGGUAUUAUAAGGGAAGAACAGAAAUGAAGAAAAAUGCUGUGAAAGACAAAGACCUCAGCCUGACAGUGAAACAUCUGACAGAAUCUGACGCCUACGCCUGCACCGUCUACGGCGAGGAGGGAGAAAUCCUCCUGAGGAAGGAGGUUCGUCUACAUGUCAAAGUUUUUGAGAUGGAGGUGGAGCCAGGGGUGGAGUCUGUCCAGCUGCCGUUUCAAACCCCACAAAGGUUGAACUGUGAGGAGAUUGAAGUGGAGUGGACGAACAGCAAUGGCAGAAAGGUCCAUAAAUAUUGUAGCUCAGACCAGCAUGAAGAUUGGUUCAGCUCCUACGCAUGCCGAACAGAAUUAAAUGAAGACCUGGUGAAAACUGGAGACUUCAGUCUGACGUUGAAAUACCCAACAGACUGGGACACCGACACCUACACCUGCAAAGUCUACGGAGCGGAGGGAACCAUCCUGGUGAAGAAACGCGUGGCACUACAUGUCAAAGAGCAUCAGGUGGAGGUGCAGGACAGGAACGUCCAGCUUCCCUUCAGGACGACGCCUGAGCUGCUGGAAGACUGCAGAGUGGAGUGGCUGCAGGUUCAACCCAAAUACAGAGUCGUUCAUGUGUGGGAGAAUGGAUCUGACCAACCCGGAGGACAAACGCAGACAUUUAGGGAAAAAACCAACAUGAAAGAAAACCUGAUUAAUACCGGAGACCUCAGUCUGACCCUGGAAGACUUCAUAGAGGACGAUUCAGGGAAAUAUAAAUGUACAAUUUAUGGAAAGCAUGGAAGGAUCCUGCAAGAGAAAACUGUCCAAGUUCUAAUGAAAGGGACAGUUCAGGUCCAGAACCAACCCAAGGACAUCAGGACCAGAGGCAGCUCCGUUGACCCGACUCCUCUCAUGGCUGACCAGUGAGUCUCAUGACCCAACCUGGGAGGAAUGACUGCUACAAUGGACACUGGCCACUUCCAGCCUUUAAAAACUGCUGUGGCCAAAAAGCAUUUUUCUACGUGUAAAGCAGAGGGGUCCAAAGUGGGUCCCUGAGGGCCGGCAUCCUGCAUGUUUUAGUCUCUCCCUGGUUUAACGCACCUGGAUCCAAUGAUGGACCAUUAGAGGCCAAAGAAGAACAUGGACCCGCUGAGAAGCUUGUUGGUACCAGGGAGAGAAUAAAACAUGCAGGAUGUCGGCCCUCAGGGACCCACUUUGGGCUCCCCUGGUGUAAAAGGUGGUUUUCUUCUAUUUUGUAAAUUGAUAUGUCUGUGUAUCUGCAGUGUAUAUAAAUGAUGGAUAUCUGUGUGUUUUUCAUGUUCCUAUCAGGAAGCUACUGUGAAACAGCAUUUAUGCUGAGUCAGGCCUGAUUUGUUACAACCUUUUUCUGCUUAAAAACAUUUAAUACAUAAAUGAUUGAUCCUUCCUGUAAUGUGACGUGAGAUCAGAGAAGGUUCUGAUGGAUGAAGGAUGGACUCUUCAUCCACUGAGUUUUUCAUACUUCACUCUUCCUGGUAAAGGAAGCAGCAGAGCAGAGGAGUGUAAAAAUGACUCUAGACUUUAAAAUUAGUCUGUAAAUAUCUGAGAGUCACCUGAUAUAUCUGCAUCAGAUUGAAGUGACACUUUGUAUUUCUACAUCUGGAAUAUAAUGUAUGAAAAUGUUAUAGAACUGGAGUCAGAAUAACAAAAAGAAGCAGAAACAAUUUAACUGGAUGAGCAACAUAAAGCUGUGUAAGGUGAACUGUAUGGGGGAUUUUUCUGCCAUAAUCCAAGAGCAAACAUUUUCAGUCUGAAA
This is a messenger RNA of Xiphophorus couchianus (Monterrey platyfish), 3202 nucleotides long. RefSeq lists its product as uncharacterized. NCBI's taxonomy places the organism in Eukaryota, Metazoa, Chordata, Actinopteri, Cyprinodontiformes, Poeciliidae. The transcript is spliced from 9 exons. Gene Ontology annotation, biological process: T cell receptor signaling pathway; regulation of cytokine production. Bases 118 to 2334 code for a protein of 738 amino acids. Gene Ontology annotation, molecular function: signaling receptor binding. The record is from RefSeq and is a predicted model, not a curated record. Gene Ontology annotation, cellular component: external side of plasma membrane.